Molecule: messenger RNA, 795 nt
Organism: Wallemia ichthyophaga EXF-994
Lineage: Eukaryota; Fungi; Basidiomycota; Wallemiomycetes; Wallemiales; Wallemiaceae
Product: Protein transport protein yip1
Exons: 1
Coding region: 1-795 (264 amino acids)
Biological process (GO): endoplasmic reticulum to Golgi vesicle-mediated transport; vesicle fusion with Golgi apparatus
Cellular component (GO): membrane; trans-Golgi network
Source: RefSeq, a predicted model, not a curated record
AUGUCUUCCCAUCUAUUCGAUAAUCAAAAUAUAAUUAAAAAUUCAAAUCCAAAUUUCUACAAGCCAGAUUUAAAUUUCUACAGUAAUCCUGUCCCUGCUUCUGCAUCUAGUAUUGAUGGGAGUAUGGGUAUGAGUAUGGGCACGGCAAAUACAAACGAUGGAUACACCAGUCUAUCUCCAAACAGUGCUGGGUUCAUGAGCACCACUUAUCAUGGUCCUUGGUGGCACGCAUUUGGCACUGGCGGUUUGGACGGUGAAGAUGCCUUAUUGAGCGAGUUGGGUAUUAACUUUAGUCAUAUACUCACGAAAUCACUCGCUGUACUCAAUCCAUUCUCUAAUAAAGUUGAUGAUCGCUUAAUGGACGAUGCUGAUCUUGCUGGACCACUCGUUUUCUGGGGUGCAUUUGGUUUAGCUUUGUUGCUAUCGGGUAAGGCGCAGUUUGGUUAUAUUUAUGGUGUGGCCUUGGUCGGUAGUAUUAGUAUAUAUGGACUUCUCAACGUUAUGAGUCCACAAGGUAUUGAAGUUUCACGUACUGCUUCAGUUCUCGGUUAUUGUCUCCUACCUAUGGUUAUCCUAUCCGUGAUUAGCGUACCAUUUGAGAUGGAUAAUUGGAUUGGUUAUGCACUAUCCACUAUCAUCACUUUCUGGUGCACUUUCUCCGCUAGUGGUAUAUUUGUCACAGUCCAGCAGAUGACGGAACAGCGGCUAUUGGUUGCAUAUCCUGUGGCAUUACUAUAUGCGUGUUUUGCAUUAUUGAGUGUGUUUACAGAGGGUGGAGUUGGGAAUAAGCAGUAA